Molecule: messenger RNA, 3925 nt
Organism: Lotus japonicus
Lineage: Eukaryota; Viridiplantae; Streptophyta; Magnoliopsida; Fabales; Fabaceae
Product: mitogen-activated protein kinase kinase kinase YODA-like
Exons: 12
Coding region: 461-3145 (894 amino acids)
Biological process (GO): protein phosphorylation
Molecular function (GO): ATP binding; protein kinase activity
Source: RefSeq, a predicted model, not a curated record
GUCACACAACAAACACACUCUCUCUAUUUCUCUCUCUCUCUCUCCGACCGUACGCGAUCUCUUGCACUCUCUUCAAAUUCCUAAUUUGUUCACAGUCACCACAAACCACUGCAAAAUGCAAAUCCUUCUCCAUUUUCUUGCAUUUUGGGUUUCUAGGGUUUUUCAAUUUUGGGGGUUCUCUCGUGUAGCUUAAAACGCUUGAAAUUUACUCAGAUUUGAGCUGAACAUUUUACACGACGUUGAGGAAUUCGAAGUUUUUAGCAACCAUUAUCUAUCAUAUUUUCUGUCUCUCACUUUGAAGUACUGCUUUUGGAAUUAUUGAAUCCUCUACUAGUGAGGAUUUUGGAAGAUCAUAAUGUUGAAACUUCAUCUACUGAUAUGAGUUGAUGGAGUUUCCAAACUAUUGAUGGGAUUCUUUUAAGAAACUUGCUUGCCACGUUGCACUUUAUAACAUACAAAUAUGCCUUCAUGGUGGGGGAAACCAUCGUCAAAAGAAACCAAGAAGAAGGCAAGUAAGGAAAGUUUUAUUGACACACUACAACGAAAAUUUAAAAGCCCAUCCGAAGGUAAACUAAGCAGUAGAUCUGGAGGAUCCGGUAGACGUUGCAAUGACACAAUUUCAGAAAAGGGGGCUCAGUCUCCUCCUGAAUCGAGAUCUCCUUCACCUUCCAAAGUUGCAAGGUGUCAAAGUUUUGCUGAAAGGCCUCGUGCUCAACCAUUGCCUCUUCCUGGCCUGCAUCCAUCUAAUAUAAGCCGAGCAGAUUCUGAAAUUAGCAUAUCAUCUAAAAUAAGACAGGAAAAGAGCUCCAAACAAUCACUGUUUCCGCCGUUACCAAGACCUGCAUGCAUGCGUGGUCGACUAAACCCUGGAGAUUUGGAUAGUGAUUUGAUCACUGCUUCAGUCUCUAGUGAGAGCUCUGCUGAUAGUGAUGAACCAUUGGACUCCCGCAAUCGCAGUCCUCUGGCGACUGACUCCGAGACUGGGACUAGAACUGCUGCAGGCAGUCCUUCAAGCCUAAUGCUCAAGGAUCAAUCAGCUGCUGUUGCCCAAGUAAAUUCAAGGGAAGCCAAAAAGCCGGCAAACAUUCUGGGUAAUAUGUCUUCUACUUCACCAAAACGGAGGCCUUUAAGCAACCAUGUUCCAAAUCUGCAGAUUCCUCCUCAUGGUGCCUUUUGUAGCGCUCCUGACAGUUCCAGGUCAAGUCCAUCAAGAAGUCCGUUGAGAGCAUUUGGCACCGAACAAGUAUUGAACUCUGCGUUUUGGGCUGGAAAGCCAUAUACAGAGGUCAAUUUUGUUGGGUCUGGGCAGUGCUCAAGUCCAGGUUCUGGACACAAUUCUGGGCACAAUUCAAUGGGAGGGGACAUGUCAGGACAGUUAUUUUGGCAACCAAGCAGGGGUAGCCCUGAAUAUUCUCCUGUACCUAGUCCCAGAAUGACUAGCCCUGGUCCAAGCUCUAGAAUUCAGAGUGGAGCUGUUACACCUAUUCAUCCCAGAGCUGGGGUAACAUCUGCUGAAUCACAAAUAGGACGGGUUGAUGAUGGGAAAAAACAGAGCCACCGUUUGCCCCUUCCUCCUUUAGCUGUUACCAAUUCCAUGCCUUUCUCUCAUUCAAAUUCUGCAGCAACAUCUCCAUCCAUGCCGAGAAGUCCAGGAAGAGCAGAUAAUCCAAUGAGCCCUGGUUCACGUUGGAAAAAAGGAAAGCUACUUGGCAGAGGCACAUUUGGGCAUGUCUAUGUUGGCUUCAAUAAGGAAAGUGGUGAAAUGUGUGCAAUGAAAGAGGUGACUCUGUUUUCUGAUGAUGCCAAGUCUAAGGAAAGUGCUAAGCAAUUAAUGCAGGAAAUUUCCUUAUUAAGCCGUUUACAGCAUCCGAAUAUUGUGCAGUAUUACGGUUCUGAAACAGUAGAUGACAAGCUUUACAUAUACCUGGAGUAUGUAGCUGGAGGUUCCAUAUAUAAACUUCUUCAAGAAUAUGGGCAGUUUGGUGAGCUAGCUAUUCGUAGUUAUACUCAACAAAUUUUGUCAGGGCUUGCUUAUUUGCAUGCUAAAAACACUAUCCACAGGGACAUCAAAGGAGCAAAUUUACUAGUAGAUACUAAUGGGCGGGUCAAGUUGGCAGACUUUGGCAUGGCCAAACAUAUAACAGGGCAAUCAUGUCCAUUAUCAUUCAAAGGAAGCCCUUAUUGGAUGGCACCUGAGGUUAUAAAAAACUCUAGUGGGUGCAAUCUUGCGGUAGAUAUAUGGAGUCUUGGAUGCACUGUUUUGGAAAUGGCUACAACUAAGCCUCCUUGGAGUCAAUAUGAAGGGGUUGCUGCCAUGUUCAAGAUUGGUAAUAGCAAGGAACUCCCAACAAUACCAGAUCAUCUCUCUAAUGAAGGAAAGGAUUUUGUUCGGAAGUGCCUACAACGUAAUCCUCAACAGCGUCCUUCAGCUAGUGAUUUGUUGAAUCACCCUUUUGUAAAAUGUGCUGCACCUUUAGAAAGACCUAUUCUCCUUCCUGAAGCUUCAGACCCCGUAUCUGAGAUUGCACAUGGAUCAAAAGCUCUGGGCAUUGGACAAGGACGGAAUCUUUCUAUGUUGGAUUCAGAUAGACUUUCUCUUCAUUCUAGGUUUUUGAAAAAUAAUCCUCAUGCAAGUGAGCUCCAUAUUCCAAGGAAUAUAUCCUGCCCUGUCUCUCCCAUAGGAAGCCCACUUUUGAGACCAAGAUCACCACAGCAUAUGAGCGGAAGAAUGUCUCCGUCUCCUAUAUCUAGCCCUCAAACUGCUUCUGGUGCAUCCACACCUCUCAGUGGUGGUAGUGGUGCCAUUCCAUUUAGUAAUAACUUAGUUUACUUUCAAGAGGGUCUUGGAAGCUUGCCAAAGUCCCCAAACGGCAUCUACAUUAGUGGUCCUGCUCAUCCUGACUCAAAUGUUGACAUUUUCCGAGGAAUGCAGAAGACUUCUCACAUUUCAUCGGAACUGGUUCCCAGUGAAAAUGAUGCUCUGGGCAAGCAGUUUACAAGGCUUCCUCAAGACAAGUCAUAUGAUGUUCAAUCAGUCUUGGCUGAUCGUGUUUGCCGGCAGCUGCUCGGGGAUAAUGUGAAGAUUAACCCAUCUAUUGAUCUAAGACCCAACUCCAAUCUGCUCAGCCGAGCAAAUGGUUUAUGACACUUGCAUUUUUCUAGUACAUGUUUGAAGUUUCUCAGGAUACCUUUUGGUUACAAUGAUCUCUGUUUGUGGAGGAAGUAAUUGUACAAUAUGGAGCCAAAGCAUAACAGAAUCAGUGCAAUGAAUUUGGAACUGAUAAUAGGCGAGUUGGGGCGCUUAAGUCCAUUUUACUGGUGAAGUGCCAAACUCAGCCAUAGGAUGAAAUUUUCUGACAUUUGAUUUGUCCACAUCAACUGAAGCAAAUGCUCGAGUGUUGGCAAAACGGAGCUUAUAUUUGUAUCUAGAAUAUUUAAUAUGCAGCAUCAGUGCAUGAGAAGCAGGGAGCUAGGAUUUCUAUCAGGAAUGACAGGUUAAAUAUUAAUAUUAGCUCAAGGAAUAUGAGUUUUUAUAACCAUAUGUAUGGAGUUCCUGCGGUUAAUAGAAUUCAUGGAGUGACAACUCUAUCUUUUUUAACAUCAUAUAGAUGCCAGAAAAAAAGAGAAAUUGCUGAAAAUUUUAGCUUCUAGACUAUUUUUUGAAAUAUCUGAUAUUGCUGUACAGAAGAUGGGAGACCUUAUUGUGACUGCAUUUAUUAAUGGGAAGGCAAGGAUUUGUGUAGCACAUACAUCUAUUGCUUAAUUGCAGGUUCAGAUGUAUUUACUGUCAUUAUGUACUUUUCUACCUAUUUUGUACAUUUUUAUUUGUCGUAAAAAUCGCAGAUACAUGAUUAAUGAUCCUCUCACUAGAUUGUAAACAUCAGUCUCUACUCCUUAUGAUACUUAAUGUCAAAGUUUGAACAAA